Molecule: messenger RNA, 1849 nt
Organism: Stegodyphus dumicola
Lineage: Eukaryota; Metazoa; Arthropoda; Arachnida; Araneae; Eresidae
Product: glutamate receptor U1-like
Cellular component (GO): membrane
Molecular function (GO): ligand-gated monoatomic ion channel activity
Source: RefSeq, a predicted model, not a curated record
AAAAAAUUUCAAGAAAGGAAGGAGGAAGGGAAAAAUAAUUCCUUAGAAAGAGAAUAUGAUAGAGAAAAUCACAUUAUAUUGAUAGACCUGUUCUUAAGCAUAGGCUGAAGACUCUCUAAAAUGUUAAAUAUUGAAAAAAGGCGUUAGCUUCAUUUACAUUUAUAUGGCGCAUUUACAUUUUAUUUUACGUCUUCAUCGUCACGCGAAUUUACGCCGGCGUCAAAAAAGUUGCGUCAACUACGUCGCGAGCGUACUCGUAUGGACGGACCUUAAUUUUCCACAUAUUAUAAGGAGGAGGUAUCGUUAAAUGGAAAGGCACUUUAAAGUAGCUGUUGGAGAGUAUCCGCCUUUCCUGCUUCUUGAUAGGCAAAAUAGCAGUGUAAGUAUGUCUGGACCACUAGCUGAAGCCUUCAAUUUACUGUCCCGACGUUUGAAUUUCACAUACACAUUAUACCGAGUUCCUGGAGACACGUGGGGUAUAAAAAGACCAGAUGGAUGGACAGGAAUGCUAGGAAUGUUAUGGAGAAAAGAAGUUGAUUUGGCACUUGGUCCAUUUUCACUGUCUUACAGCCGUUGGUCUUCGUUUCCGAUGUCGAUGCCCAUGUAUGUAGACAAUGUACAAAUUUUAGUACCAUCUUUUCAGUGGGAAUUAGAAUUAUUCAGUAUGGCCAAGAUAUUCAACCUUGAUAUCUGGAUUUCCAUAUUUUUUUCUCUCAUUGCUAUGAGUCUUGCGACAACCAUUGCUGACAAACUUUAUGAUAAUUCAACUUCUUUCAAGUAUGCGUUUUUCAAAAACAUGUGGAACGCUUCAACAUUUCUACUUCAAAAAGGAAGAACACUUAGGCCUAAAGGAAGUUAUUAUGCCAUUCUUGGAGGAAUCUGGAUGAUAGGAGCUGCCAUACUUGCUUAUAUUUUCAGCGCAAUGGUUCUGACAAAUCUCUUUCUGCGUGAAGUUCGUCAAAUUGAUUCACUUAAUGAUCUCGUAGCUGCAAAGGAUAUUCAACCCAUUGUAGAACGGGACUCAUCAAUAUUUGGGGUCUUUAAAGAUGGAAAAGCAGAGAUUUAUCAGUCGCUGUUCAAGAAGGUUAUUCAGAAUCCUGAUAGUAUCAUGAAGUACGACGACAUGAGCACUGUUGGGAUGGAACGUGUUCUAAAAGGGUCAUUCGCUCUUAUAUCCGAUGAAAUGGGUUUAAAAAGUUUUUUGGCUAAGAGGUACAAAGAUGGACUUCGCUGCAAUUAUCGCUUAGGUAAACAUCCAGCCUGGACUCUUUGGAAAUCUCUAGCCUUUAAUAGUAACUUCUCUAAGAAAUGGAUUCAGAAGAUUAAUCGAUUGUUCAUACGUACAAUUGAAUCCAACUGGUUGCAACGGCGUAUGGAAAAAGAAUAUGUUGGAUAUACCGAAUGCCUAACAAGUGGAAACUCUGAAGUAGAAAGCUUAGGUUUGGCGCACACAAAAGAUGCUUUCCUCUUUUGGAGUAUAGGAUGCAUAUUUGCUGUUAUUGCACUGCUAUUAGAACUUUUCAUUAAGCAUCAUUAGACUUUUUUAUGUUUAUUUCCGUUAUAAACUAAAAUACACAUUACUAAAAUACUGAAUCAUACAUAAUAGAACCUAUCGUUAGUGGCCAUCACGGGACAAGAUUUUGUAGUUAUCAGGAAGUAUUUGCUAAAUGAGAGACACUGAAAUAUGAGACAAUCCAUUUGUCUCAUAUUUCAGUAGUACAAGGAUUCAGGAAUUAUUCGUUGAUAUGAAACAGCUGUUAAAAGAGUUUCGACUAUAAUUAAAUCAAUGGUGUAAAGCAAUUGAAUAAAAAUGACAAGAAUACUGAAAUACAGAAUGACUCUUAUCAUA